Mizuhopecten yessoensis (Yesso scallop) is the source of this 1903-nucleotide messenger RNA. Its product is annotated as 39S ribosomal protein L3, mitochondrial-like. Gene Ontology annotation, cellular component: mitochondrial large ribosomal subunit; ribosome. The transcript is spliced from 8 exons. The record is from RefSeq and is a predicted model, not a curated record. Gene Ontology annotation, molecular function: structural constituent of ribosome. Gene Ontology annotation, biological process: translation. Lineage: Eukaryota; Metazoa; Mollusca; Bivalvia; Pectinida; Pectinidae. The coding region runs from base 8 to 1132 and encodes 374 amino acids.
UAUAGCAAUGGCGGCCUCCAUGGCGAAAGCCGGACAGGUGCUUGCCACCGCAUCAAAUUGUAGUUUUCAAAGUGUUUUGUUUAAGAACGUCGUGUCGACAUCCAGGAUACUGACCUGCCAUCAACAAGUGCGGGGGAGGAAGCGUACUAGUAGACCACCUGGCUGGCAUGUCAAGAAGGAGACGCAUAUAUCAGACGAACAGCUGACGUGGCAGAACCGAGAAUUCCUCAAGGAAAUAGUCAAAAACAAGUUUAAAGACCUCCCAAGUCCUCUCAAGGAAGACCCUUGGCCAAGAGGAAAAUGGAAUCAAACCACACGAAGAACUGGUGUUUUAGGAUUGAAGCUUGGAACCAUGUUACAGUGGACGAAAAGUGGUGUACAAACCAAAAUAACACUUUACCAGAUUAUUGACAAUCAUGUGAUACGGUAUAUACCACCACACCAGUUCAAUGCGUCAGUAGGAAGUACUCCGUACUGGAAGAAUUUUGGGGCUGUGGUGGUGGGGGCACUCAGCGCCACUCCACAAGAAUUCAGAAAAGAAUACAACAACUUAUUUUUGGAGGCAGGCGUACCACCUAAGAGAAAACUCACACGGUUCUUGGUUACACCUAACGCCGCCAUUCAGCCAGGUACUCCUCUGUCUGUUAUGCACUAUCGCGUUGGAGAUUAUGUAGACGUACAAGCUAAAACCCGUGCCGAAUGUGAUGAUGGCGAGUCCAGUGAUCAAACAGUAAAACGUCCAUUUGUUGUUAAAUCACCUCUAGGAUUCACUGCCAAACCGUCAUACCAUGAUAUAGCCGUGCCGAAUGUGAUGAUGGCGCAUUUAUUGAUGAAAAAUAAAUGCCAAUAUUUUUACCUAAUUGUGUUUUCACAGAUAUUGAGGAUCAAUACCAAGUACAACCUGCUUUACCUGAAGGGCUACCUUCCCGGUGCCAUUCAUAGCUACACCAGAAUCUACGACACUACCCUGGGGACUAGGAGACGUGAGGCUGAGACACGGGAAGCUGGGAAGGGCCCGCCCAUGCCUACAUUCUACAGAGAGGAUACAUCAGAAGAGGUGGAAGAAGAGUAUUUUGAUGAUGAUGUUUUUCAAUUUACAGCUCCAUCAAUAAAGUUUGAGGACAAAAGCUAGAUUACAUAGUUCAGAGAUCCACCAUCAUGUGUAGCUAGGAUUUGUUAGGUUGUUAAGGAUUAUGUACUUUUGGAUGUGACCCCCAUGUGGUAAGUUUGUGUUAAGAAGCAUGACACCAGCUUGCUUUUAUCACUUCAAACAAUUUUUGCUGCUUCAAAUGAAAUAUUGGAAAGUGUCUGACUAAAACAUGACUCUCUUUACCUCUAUCUCAGAACAAUAUUCUUCUAGAUUUUGGUUUUGAAAUUAUCAAGAAAUAUGCUAAAUAUACCCCUAAUACACAUGUAUAUAUAUUGGUAAUUAUGGCUAUGGUGGAGAGGCAUUGUUUUUGCUGUAGUACCAGUUUUCAAUUGUCUGUGUACCUGUGAUACUGGGAGAACUCUUUAUAUGGGAUAGGGUUGGAUGCUGAAUCUGCUAUAAUCUUGUUUAUCAUACACGAAAUGUGCUACACAGUGUCAGUAGUCGUUAGUUAGGUCACACAUAGUUAUAGAAACAUGUCAUACUUAAUUGAGACCAGUGGGUUUGGAGUAGGUGGUGUAGGUUUGGAACAAGUGUAACGUUAGCAUGUACAGGACAAAAUUGUCUGAUUCCUUUAUCUAACUUCUGCUCGACAAACCAAAAACGUUCAGAAUAUAAUUCAAGAGAGGGUAUAUGUAUGUAGAAAUGCUGAAGUUUGUGUGAUCAGUUAUAAAAGCUAUUUCUGUAUGGAGAUUUGUGAGAAUGGGCAUUCGUGUUUGAGUUUUGUAUGAAUUUUUGAAUAAAAUAUCAAUGCAA